UCGUUUACGCGGCCACUGGUCUGGAAUCUGGAAUCUGGAACGAGUGUAACGUGUUUAGUGAUAAUGAAUAGCGAUACUGCGAUAAUGCUAUAGAAAAUUAUAGUAUUAUACCUUAAUUUAAUAUUUCAUUCGUGAACCGAACUAAAAUGUAUAUGACGAGACUUUAUUUGUAAGUCGUUUUACUUGCAUUUUUCAGAUUAUUUUCAUUGGUACGGUAUUUGUUUUGAAUAUUAUUUAAUUAUUCAUAAUCGCAUGCGCUUCGUAUCAUAUCCUCUGCCAUUUUAUAAAGUAAUUCAAUAUUGCUAACUUUAAUUGAUAGUAUAAUGAAUUAUAACGACAGCACAUUCAACAGUGAGUCAUAUAUAUCUAUGCCUGGUAACAGCGGCAACAAACGUCUAACACGACGACCUAUGGAAACACCGGGUUUAGAUGUGAAUAGUAUACCUGCACAACAAGUACAGUACAACUAUGCCCAACCAAUGUACUCUCCAUCACAAGAACCUCAAACUAUGCCAUCUCAACAACAAUUCUAUUACAACGAUUUUACAUCAAUUCCAUCACAACCACAACAAGGAUAUGGAAAUAAUGAUUUUGGAUAUAUGGGAUCAAUGCCAACAGAUAAUAUAAAUCAUCGACAACACUAUACACCAAGUCCUGGUCCAAAUCCUCAACAAACUCAACCAACAAUGUUUAACCCUUCAAAUAAUUUAGUUGAUGCAUUUGGAAGUAAUCCUCUUUUAGCAGGAGUUACUGUGCGAUAUGGUCAGAAAAUUUUGGGACAAGUAGUUGAUGAAAAUGUCGGAAAAUAUACAAGCGGAAUAAGUUCAGAAAUAAAACGUUAUUUUGCUGUAGACACCCGUUAUGUGAUCACUAAACUUGGUUUAUUAUUAUUUCCAUUUGCUCAUACAGAUUGGUCAAUUAUGUUGGAAUCAACAGGACAAACUGAUGAUCGUCGACGAGCAAGACCAAAAACAGAUGUCAAUGCACCAGAUCUUUAUAUUCCUACUGUAGCUUUUGUAACAUAUUUACUGUUUUUGGGUCUCAUACUUGGUAAACAUGGACAAUUUAGCCCAGAACUUUUAAGUGUACAAGCUUCUCGUGUUCUUGCCUGGGAAGUAAUAGUGGUUUUAGUAGAAAUAUUGGCUCUAUAUGUUACAAAUAUACAAAGUUCACUACGUGCUUUUGAUCUAACAGCUUAUUCAGGAUACAAAUAUUUUGGAAUUAUAAGCUGUAUUCCAAUUGGGUUACUUUUAGGUGAAACUGCAUUUUAUUUUGCCUUACUAUACAUUGGAAUUGCAUUUAUAUAUUUUUUGUUAUUUUCAAUGAGAUGGCAGUUGAAUUCAAUUGCAACAGUUGCUAAUGUUGGUCAACCAGUAGUAAUGGUUGAGUAUAAGCGCAAGAGGACAUUAUACUUCCUGAUUUUAGCAGUGGCUAUUCAACCAAUAACUACAUGGUACCUAAUAUCAUAUUUAACAUUUACUAUGAGAUGAAUACAAAUGGAAUACUUAACAAUAAAAUUAUUUUUUCCAUGAAGCAAUUCAAUAUAUGUUAUUAAAAACUGUAUAUAUAAUAUUAUACAUAUUUUUGUUUAUAUGUUUUAAUCGUCUUUGUUGGUAUGAUACCUUUUAAAACUACAUUUUUAGCAAUGUAUCACGCUACACAUUCUGAAAUAUGUAUAGACAGUUAAUUUUUAUUUAUUUAAUAGUAUAAUCAAUAUAACUUUGUGCUUCUUAAAUAAAAAAUGUAAUCCAUACAUAUAAAUUGUAUUAAUAGAUAAAAAAUAUCACAUAAUAUACAGUUUGUGUAAUAUUUUUACUAAUUUAUAUUGUUAAAAUUCAUCUUAGUAACAUGCAUUUUUGUAAAGCUGGAUAUGUAUUUUCUAUGUAAUAGCUCGUAUAAAUUAUUAUUUAUAAUUAACGUGCAUUUAAUUUAAAUUGAAUCUUAAUAUAAAUUUGAAUUGUAUUUUUAAAGUUACAAUUACUUAUUUAUUUAUCAUUUCAUUAAAUGUACUAGAGAAUUAAAUAAAAUAUCUAAUCUAGUGCUUCUUUAAAAGUUGUAUUAUGGAUAAAUUGUGAUAAUUAUUUAAAAUUAUACCUUAAAUUAUAUUUUUCAAACAUGUAA
Messenger RNA from Rhopalosiphum padi (bird cherry-oat aphid), 2121 nucleotides. It is a transcript of the gene Yif1, whose product is annotated as protein YIF1B. Gene Ontology annotation, cellular component: endoplasmic reticulum membrane; endoplasmic reticulum-Golgi intermediate compartment; COPII-coated ER to Golgi transport vesicle. Gene Ontology annotation, biological process: endoplasmic reticulum to Golgi vesicle-mediated transport. The transcript has 7 exons. Lineage: Eukaryota; Metazoa; Arthropoda; Insecta; Hemiptera; Aphididae. The record is from RefSeq and is a predicted model, not a curated record. Bases 324 to 1490 code for a protein of 388 amino acids.